AUGGACUGUAAGAUACUGGUCUUGGGGGCCGGUGGCCUUGGCUGCGAGAUGCUGAAGGACUUGGCCAUGUGCAAUGUGCGAGAAAUCCAUGUGGUCGAUAUGGAUACUAUCGAGUUGACCAAUUUGAACCGCCAGUUCCUCUUUCGAGAAAGUGAUAUAGGGAAACCAAAGGCCCAAGUGGCGGCUGAUUAUAUCAAUAACUGGAGUAAAAAGAGAAGGGAACUGAAUUCGGGUGCGAAAAGAGUUUUGGCAGUUUCAUACGUCCAAGAUCUGACGUCGUUUGAGCCGGAGUUCUUUAAACAAUUUGCAUUUGUCAUAUCUGGCUUAGACGCUAUAGAGCCCCGUAGGUUCGUUAACGAAACGUUAGUCAAUAUUACGAGGAACACCGGCUACUCUGUUUGCAUCCCGUUCAUCGAUGGCGGCACGGAGGGCUACAAGGGUCAUGUCAAGACAAUCGUACCGGGAAUUACCGCGUGUUGGGAGUGCUCAAUAGACACUUUACCAUCUCAACAGCACACGUACCCGAUGUGCACCAUUGCAAAUAAUCCAAGAACGACCGAGCAUGUAAUAGAGUACGCUCUCACUGUACAAUUCCCAAAUGCCGAUCUCGACAAUCCAAAUGAUGUGAACAAAUUACUGGACUUCUCCAGGACAAGAGCACACGAGUUUGGUAUUGACCAAACGGACCUCACCGCAAGUUACUUGCUAGGAAUUGCCAAAAAUAUCAUUCCCAGCGUCAGCACUACAAACGCUAUGAUCGCGGCCGCAUGCUGCGAACGGGCGACCGCUAUCUACUACGAUCUCGUCGACAUUGAGACAAUGGACACAUUCACCAUCUUUAAUGGAUCCAAUGGCUUCUUCUCCCAUAGCUUCCAGUACCAGAGAAAUCCAGAUUGUCUAGUCUGUGGAGGCCUUUAA
This is a messenger RNA of Torulaspora delbrueckii, 918 nucleotides long. It is a transcript of the gene UBA3, whose product is annotated as NEDD8-activating protein UBA3. Gene Ontology annotation, biological process: protein neddylation. The transcript has a single exon. NCBI's taxonomy places the organism in Eukaryota, Fungi, Ascomycota, Saccharomycetes, Saccharomycetales, Saccharomycetaceae. Gene Ontology annotation, cellular component: cytoplasm; nucleus. The record is from RefSeq and is a predicted model, not a curated record. Gene Ontology annotation, molecular function: NEDD8 activating enzyme activity. Bases 1 to 918 code for a protein of 305 amino acids.